AACAAACUCUUGCUUCGUUGUCUGGCUACAACUGAUCUGUCCGUUGGUCUUAUCUCCCAGCCACUCUCUGUUGCUUUUUGGAUCUCAAUUGUGGUCUGGACUUUUUGCCGAUUAUUCAGUAUUCUGUCUUUUAUGGCUAGUUACUUAUUGGGUUCCGUUUCUUUGUUGACGCUGACAGUAAUUAGUGUGGAAAGGCUUCUCGCCCUAAUGCUUGGGUUGCGAUACAGACAAGUUGUAACGUGUAGGCGAAUUUCCGUGACUCUGGCUUUUAUCUUGAUAGUAUCUACAAUGGCUGCAAUGAUCACACGAUGGAAUGACCUUAUC
Pocillopora meandrina is the source of this 324-nucleotide messenger RNA. NCBI's taxonomy places the organism in Eukaryota, Metazoa, Cnidaria, Anthozoa, Scleractinia, Pocilloporidae. The record is from the annotation of a GenBank genome assembly.